UUGUAGAUAUGUUUCUAAACACUUCUACAUUAACCUCUUCAGUCUACCCUCUACUUUUUCGAACAUUCUGUUAAAAAUCGCGCAACAUUUCAGCGCCCUGCUACUCAUGCCAGGAAUAUAGUAUAUGCAUAUGGUUAGUAUGUGUGGAUAGAAAACACUCAGACGUUUAUAAAACUGGUUAAAUCACGGCUGUGGCUUUAACAUAACGUGCGUUUCAUUGAAAAGUGCAGGAAAAUCUGAUCACUGAAAGUGGAAAAAUAUAUCCAUCUGCCGCAUCAACCCAAUGUUAUGGGCGAAAGACAUUAAAUAUGGCUGAGGUUGCAGUACCUACAGCUUCCACAUGAUGUCAACAGUCUUGUCAUUUGCCUAGGAUUUGUUUCUUGGUCAAACAAACAAGAGACAGCCCAUUUCUUCCGGUCUCCGACCGGAUAUUUUGGUUGAGAAAUAGACGGGCAGUAUUUCAAGAUGGAUCCCUAUAGAAAACACUUUGUCUCGUGAUUAAUUUGAUCGCUUAUUAACGUUUACUAAUACCUAAUGUUGCAUUACAGAAGUAUUUCGAAGUGUUUUGUGAAAGUUUAUCGUCGACUUUUUGAAUUUAAAAAAAUGACGUUACGUUAUGAAACGCUAUUUCUUUUCAUUUAUCACACAGUCUACAUAGAACGAUAUCUAGGCUAUAUAUGGACCGAUUUAAUCGAAAAAAAAGACCCAAUAGUGAUUAUGGGACAUCUAGGAGUGCCAACAAAGAAGAUGGUCAAAGGUUCUACUGGGAUUUCACCAUGUUGAUGUUCAUGGUGGGCAACCUCAUCAUCAUCCCAGUGGGGAUCACCUUCUUCAAGGACGAGACCACCGCGCCCUGGAUCAUCUUCAACGUGGUCUCUGAUACCUUCUUCCUCAUGGACCUGGUCCUCAACUUCCGCACAGGCAUCGUUUUAGAGGACAACACUGAGAUCAUCCUGGACCCCAAGAAGAUCAAGAGGACGUACCUGAAGACCUGGUUUGUGGUGGACUUUAUCUCCUCCAUCCCUGUUGAUUAUAUCUUCUUGAUCGUGGAGAAGGGGAUCGACUCUGAGGUGUAUAAAACAGCCAGAGCCCUGAGGAUCGUGCGCUUUACCAAGAUCCUCAGUCUGCUGAGGCUGCUCAGGCUGUCCAGGCUAAUUCGCUAUGUCCACCAAUGGGAAGAGAUCUUCCAUAUGACCUAUGACCUGGCCAGUGCAGUGAUGCGUAUCUUCAACCUGAUUGGUAUGAUGUUGCUGCUGUGUCACUGGGAUGGCUGUUUGCAGUUCCUGGUUCCCAUGCUGCAGGAUUUCCCCCAGGACUGCUGGGUCUCCCUUAACAAGAUGGUGAAUGACUCGUGGAGCGAGCUGUACUCCUUUGCCCUGUUCAAAGCCAUGAGUCACAUGCUGUGUAUCGGUUAUGGGCGCCAAGCCCCAGAGAGCAUGUCUGAUAUCUGGUUGACCAUGCUCAGUAUGAUCGUGGGAGCCACCUGCUACGCCAUGUUCAUCGGCCACGCCACCGCCCUUAUCCAGUCCCUGGACUCAUCCCGGCGCCAGUACCAGGAGAAGUACAAACAAGUGGAGCAGUACAUGUCUUUCCACAAACUGCCAGCUGACUUCCGACAGAAAAUCCAUGACUACUACGAGCACAGAUACCAGGGCAAGAUGUUUGAUGAGGAGAGCAUCCUGGAGGAGCUUAAUGAACCACUGCGGGAGGAAAUUGUCAACUUCAACUGCCGUAAGCUGGUGGCGUCCAUGCCCCUGUUUGCCAACACCGACCCCAACUUUGUGACGGCUAUGUUGACUAAGCUCCGCUUUGAGGUCUUCCAGCCUGGAGAUUACAUCAUCAGGGAGGGCACCAUCGGCAAGAAGAUGUACUUCACCCAACAUGGUGUGACCAGUGUCCUGACCAAAGGAACCAUGGGCAUGAAGCUCUCAGAUGGAUCCUAUUUUGGAGAGAUCUGUCUGUUGACCCGAGGCAGACGGACGGCCAGUGUGCGAGCGGACACGUACUGCCGUCUCUACUCCCUGUCUGUGGAUAACUUUAAUGAGGUGCUGGAGGAGUAUCCCAUGAUGAGACGAGCCUUCGAGACUGUGGCCAUCGACCGACUGGACCGGAUAGGGAAGACGAACUCGAUCCUAAUGCACAAGGUUCAGCAUGACCUCAAUUCGGGCGUCUUCAACAACCGGGAGAACGAGAUGAUCCAGGAGAUUGUGAAAUAUGACCGUGAGAUGGUGCAGCAGGUGGACCUGAAUAGGCCACGUGCCAUGUCCAUGUCCAACCCACCCACACAUGGCGGCAUCUUCACCCCCCCUGGCCCUCCCCAGAGCUCAGCCAUCGCCACUCUCCAGCAGGCUGUGGCCAUGAGCUUCUGUCCCCCCAUGGUAGGCCCUCUGGCAGGGGGUGGGGGCCUGCAGUCCCCUCGGAUGGUGCGGAGGUUCAAGGUGAUGCAGAGUGUAUCCAGCCCAGUGCCAGCCUCCCCUCCCCCCCAGACCCAGCAGACCAUGCAUCCCCAGCUAUACGCCAGUGGUGCAUUCGUCGCGGCACUCUCCAGCCCCCCCAUCCAGAGCCCCUUAGCGGCUGGGGGACGGACAUUCCAGUACGGGCCCUCUUCUGGCUCCCAGGUCUCCCUGGUUCAGCAAGUUGUGCCCAGCCCCACACACAGGCCCAACAUCCAUAACAGCACCCGGUCUCUGCACAUGGGCAGUCUGGGUCAGAAUGCCAGGGCACUGUCCGCCUCUCAGCCCUCCCUGCCCCAGGCUCAGCCCGUGGCUCCCUGCCCAUCACAGUCCGCCCGUGUCUCCUCCACCUCCAUCGGGCCCCCUCAGGCCUCCUCGGGCAAUGCAGGGGUCAGGAGCGCUAUGACUCAUAGGAUGGUGCUUCCUCACCAGAUGUCUGCGGGGGCGUUCCCUCUAGCCUCCCUCCCGGGGACUGUUACAUCGCUGGGGAUGGGCAUGGGGAUGGGCAUGGGCAUGGGAGUGGGCAUGGGGGCAGGCUUGGCACCAGCCCUGCUGGACUCAGGAUUACCCAAGAGUGAUUUUAUAGCCAGCCUCCCUGAGACUGACCGUGCCAGAUCGAGGCUCUCUUCCAAUUUGUGACCUUUAUUAGAUUCCUGCAGAGCCAGUGCUUUUUGGUUGUGGGAACUCUAGUCGUUUCUUCCUUCUACCCUAUAAUUCUCCCUAAAUCUGACUUAAAAUGUAUGCUGUGUGACUGGUGAUAACAGGGAGAGAGAGAAAAGAGCUGAUGGAAAAUGUAUGACUAACCAUAUGAAGUCUGUAUACAGAGUUAUUGUCAAAGUUGGGAUGUUUCUACUCCAUCCACAGACAGAUACUGACCAUACGUAAUGGUAGCACCUUGUCCCCACAUCUCUUCUCCUUUAUUUUCUGUGUUCACUGUAACCAUAUUCAACAUACAUAACAUCUGUCACCCACUAUCUAUAUACUCCCAACAAUAAAAACUGGCUGGGACAAGAAGAAAAUCUGUGACCUGCUUCAGAUGACAACGAUGACAUCCACACUUUGCAGAAGUGUUCUGAGAUUUCCUCUUUUGUCUGUGGACCGGCUUUAGCACAAGUUCUACUCAUGCCACCGUAAUAUUGUUUCAGAAAACAAGAAAAGGCUAAAUGUUAUUUUUUUUCCACACCACAUCUUAAAUGAAUGCAUUCAAAGGCUAUAAAGGGAAUUGUUUGACAUUUGUAUUUUUAAUCAAGACUUGUACAAACACUAUAUGGCCUGGGAUUAGUAAUAUAUCACUGAAGAAAAGAAAACUAUGAUUGUAACAUUUGAAGCCAUGCCCUUCGUCCAUAAGUGUGUGUAUGGGUAUAAGUAUGACUGAGUUUCUUCAUAGGGAAUUCAUAUAAUAUAUAACUCAUCCCCCCUCUCUCAAAUGGUCUUUGCAGAAGAUGGUGGAGGUAUGUUUAAUUUUUUUGCUAUGGGAUCUACCAUAUCAUACAUGACAUUCCAUUCUGACUUUGCCUUUUCAAAACACUACAGCUUGGGAUCAAGUGAUACAUGCAUAUGCAUGUUGAUAUGGGUUAUGAGUCACAUGAAUAUCAACAUACUGUAAAUCAACAUACUGUAUUUCAAUAAACCCUGAUGUAAUUUCAUAUCAGGUUAUUUGCAUAGUUAAGUUUAGAAUAGGCAGUUCAUAGUUUUGCUUUCUUUGAAAUAUAUCCAAGAUAAUAGUCUGGCUGAAGUUAUGAAUGCACUUUGCAAUGUAAUUGACGAUGCUAAUAUCCAGACAGAGCAUGUCCAGACAGAGACUGAUGCCUCGAGGUUAGAUUGCAUAAAUAAUUCCUUUUAAUGAAUACAUUAAACAUUUCAUUGAUAAAUUUAA
This is a messenger RNA of Oncorhynchus keta (chum salmon), 4329 nucleotides long. RefSeq names its product potassium/sodium hyperpolarization-activated cyclic nucleotide-gated channel 2-like. The transcript has 8 exons. Gene Ontology annotation, cellular component: membrane. Gene Ontology annotation, molecular function: voltage-gated potassium channel activity. NCBI's taxonomy places the organism in Eukaryota, Metazoa, Chordata, Actinopteri, Salmoniformes, Salmonidae. Gene Ontology annotation, biological process: potassium ion transport; transmembrane transport. The record is from RefSeq and is a predicted model, not a curated record. Bases 678 to 3092 code for a protein of 804 amino acids.